This is a messenger RNA of Ophidiomyces ophidiicola, 549 nucleotides long. RefSeq lists its product as uncharacterized. Gene Ontology annotation, molecular function: pre-mRNA intronic binding; U12 snRNA binding. Bases 1 to 549 code for a protein of 182 amino acids. The transcript is spliced from 3 exons. NCBI's taxonomy places the organism in Eukaryota, Fungi, Ascomycota, Eurotiomycetes, Onygenales, Onygenaceae. Gene Ontology annotation, cellular component: U12-type spliceosomal complex. The record is from RefSeq and is a predicted model, not a curated record. Gene Ontology annotation, biological process: mRNA splicing, via spliceosome.
AUGGCCACAAAACCAGCGGUAAUGAACCUUGGUGUUCCAAAUCAAACACUAUAUUGUUCGAACCUCCCGGAUAAAUUGAAGAAACCUGACCUGAGGCUCAGCCUUUAUACUCUAUUUUCCACAUAUGGCACAGUUCUGGAUGUCGUUGCUAUGAAAAAUGGAAAGAUGAGAGGUCAAGCUCACGUUGUCUUCAGAGAUCUCCAGGCCAGCACACAAGCAAUGCGAGGCCUACAGGGAUUCGACUUUUUCGGGAAAGAGAUGAAAAUUGUUUAUGCUAAAGGAAGCUCGGAUGUUAUUGCAAAACUUCGUGGCACAUAUGCCCCUUCAACCGCAACCGAAUUACCUGGUAUUUCAACCGAUUUCCAAAGAACUGUAUUCAACGCUCCUCCAUCAACUGCACUAGCGGCUGAACCGCGACGCUCAUCUGUACCGAAUCAGCAGGUGCCGCACGGCGUUAAACGGCUUAGGGAAGAUGAGAGUGAUGGGGAUGCCCUUAUGGAAGAAGAUGAAAGUGAUGUUCCAAUGGAAGCCUCAUCAGAUGAAGACUAG